Molecule: messenger RNA, 1635 nt
Organism: Gekko japonicus
Lineage: Eukaryota; Metazoa; Chordata; Lepidosauria; Squamata; Gekkonidae
Gene: CNGA4
Product: cyclic nucleotide gated channel alpha 4
Exons: 5
Coding region: 1-1635 (544 amino acids)
Biological process (GO): monoatomic cation transmembrane transport
Cellular component (GO): plasma membrane; intracellular cyclic nucleotide activated cation channel complex
Molecular function (GO): cGMP binding; intracellularly cGMP-activated cation channel activity; intracellularly cAMP-activated cation channel activity
Source: RefSeq, a predicted model, not a curated record
AUGAACGGGCUGGCCCGGCCCAAGGACGAGCGGGGACAGGAGCUGGUCAAGACGGGACAGAGCAGCGCCGGGCCGGCCACCAAGCCACCAAAAGAUGCUGCCCGCAAGGCCUGGAUCCUGGAUCCCUCUGGAGACUAUUACUCCCGGUGGCUCAACGUCAUGGUGGCCCCCGUCAUGUACAACUGGAUCAUCCUCAUCUGCAGAAGGAGGCGUUCCAGCAGCCAACCAGGGUUCCUGGAACAAGGGAUCCUGAUUGGCGACCGGUCCCAGAUCUCUCGGGGCUACGUGCGCUCCUCCUGCUUCCUCUGGGACCUCCUCUCGGUGCUUCCCACGGACCUCUUGUACCUGUGGCUGGGCGUGGGCGUGCCGGCGGUCCGGGCCAACCGCUUCCUCCGGACCCCUCGGCUUUUCGAGGCCUUUGACAGGAUCGAGACCCGCACGGCCCACCCCAACUCCUUCCGCAUCGCCAAGCUGAUGUUGUACAUCUUCGUCACCAUCCACUGGAACAGCUGCAUCUACUUCGCCCUCUCCAGCUUCAUCGGCUACGGGGCGGACGAGUGGGUGUACCCCAACACCAGCGUCCCCGGCUUCGACACGCUCGUGCGCCAGUACCUCUACAGCUUCUACUUCUCCACGCUCAUCCUGACGACGGUGGGUGACACGCCGAUGCCCCACCGGGAGGAGGAGUACCUCUUCAUGGCCGCCGACUUCCUCCUGGCGGUCAUGGGCUUCGCCACCAUCAUGGGCAGCAUGACCUCCGUCAUCUCCAACAUGAACCAGGCGGACGCCGCCUUCUACCCCAACUACGACCUGGUGAAGGGCUACCUGCACGCGCACCGCGUCAACCGCCGGCUCCAGAACCGCGUGGUCCGCUGGUACCAGCACCUGCAGAUGGAGAAGAAGAUGACCAACGAGCUGGCCAUUCUCCAGCACCUGCCCGAGCGCCUGCGAGCCGAGGUGGCCGUCAGCGUCCACCUGCCCACCCUCCGCAAGGUCCAGAUCUUCCAGAACUGCGAGCAGAGCCUGCUGGAGGAGCUGGUGCUGAAGCUGAAGCCGCAGGUCUACAGCCCCGGAGAGUACGUCUGCAAGAAGGGCGACAUCGGGAGGGAGAUGUACUUCAUCCGGGAGGGGCAGCUGGCCGUGGUGGCGGAUGACGGGGUGACCCAGUACGCCGUCCUGGGAGAGGGACUCUACUUUGGGGAGAUCAGCAUCAUCAACAUCAAAGGGAACAAGUCGGGGAACCGGCGCACGGCCAACAUCAAGAGCAUCGGCUUCUCGGACCUCUUCUGCCUGUCCAAGGAGGGCCUGAGGGAGGUGCUGGCGGAGUUCCCCAACGCCAAGUCCGUGCUGGAGGCCAAGGGCCGAGAGAUCCUGCUCAAGAUGGACAAGCUGGACGUCAACGCGGAGGCCGCCGAGAUCGCCCAGCAGGAGGAGGAGGAGCGGCGGACGGCUGCCCUGGAGGAGGGCCUGGACGCGCUGCAGACCAAGCUGGCCCGGGUCCUGGCCGGGCUGGAGUCGAGCGCCUUCAAGAUGGCCCUGCGCCUGGAGCGCCUGGAGUGGGAGACUCGGGACUGGGGGGACGAGGAGGGGGAGGAGGAGCAGGAGCCGAGCAGGGCGGAAAGCACGGAGCCAUAG